AUGGUGCUUGAUUUUGAAUACGGUAUUAAUACAGGAAAUCGUUUUCUUCAAUUUGUUGAUCACGAUGAAGAACCGGAAGCAUUUAUUGCUGCUCAAAUACAAGAAGAAGACAAACAAAAAAAAUCUUCGACAAAAGAUACAAAACAACCAACAAAAAAAGUAACUAGUAAAACAACAACUUCAACAACAGCAACAACAAAAACUAAUAAAGAAAAUUUAACAACAAAAUCGACUAGUGUUGAUCAACGAAGACAACAAUCUGCUACAGUACCAGCUGUAUUUAGUGAUAAUAACAAUCAACAAACACGUACUGAUAGUGCUCGAGGCUCUCGCGGUGGUUCAAGAGGAGGUAGACCACCAUAUGAUGGUGCUGGCCGCGGUGGACGAGGGGGUUCUCAACGUUUCAAUAAAUUCGAAGGACAAGGACCAUCUUCGACAAAUGAAUCAUCUUCGUUUGACCAAGGUGGAGAUGCCUGGAGUAAUGAACAAGGAAGUCGUGGUGGACGUGGACGAGGUGGACCACGACGUGGAAAUUUUGAAGGCGGUCGCGGUAAUUUUGAAGGUGGUCGCGGUAUGGGUGGCGGUCGUGGUCGUGGCCGUGGUGGACGUGGAAAUUUCAAUAACCGAAGUCAAGAAGAAGGUUCACAACAAGAAACAAGUGGCUGGCAACAAACUUCUGAAUCAAAUUUCGACAAUACUCGAUCACAAUCAAAUCGUGAAUUCGAUCAAGAAGUAUCACCAUCAGAACGUCCAUUUGAAGCAGAUAAUACACGACGUAAUGUACGAGGUAAUUAUCGUGGUCGAGGAUUCCGCAAUUACGGUGAUCGUGAAAGUGGUGAAGGUGGCCAAGAAGAUUAUCGAGCAAAUCGUCGUCAAUAUGAUCGUCAACCACGUUCGUUCGUUACUGGUGUUAAACCAAUUGAGAAAAAAGAUGGUGAAGGUGCUCAUAACUGGGGUAAUCCAACAGAAAAUCCAGAAGAACAUCCAAUUUCUGAUGAAAUAACCGAAACAACAGCUCAAACAGCACCAGUAUCAAAAGAUUGGGCACAACAAGUAGAAGAAGCUGAAAAACAAAUGACAUUGGAUGAAUAUAAAAAACAAAUUGAAGCUAAAAAACGCGCUCAUCAAGAAAAAUUACCACAAUUUAAAACACGUGUUGCUGGCGAAGGUGAAGAUCCAAAAUCUUUACAAGUAUUAGGCCAUGAAUACCGUAAAAAAAAUGAUGAUGGAGAAUCUGAAGAAGAAGAAGAAGAAGGAAGUGAUGUUGAAGAAAAUGAAAGUGGUGAAGAAGCUGAAGAAGAACAUAUGAGUGGAAAGAAAAAACUUAUUACAAUUCCACUUCGAUUUAAACCAAUUGAAAUUCCACGUGGUUCAGGUGGCUCAAGAGGUGGACAACGUCGUGGAGGAGGAAAUCGUUUCCGACCAAAUCGUGAUGACCAACAAAGAUCUACUUCACCAAAUCAAGGCCAACCAUUAUCACCCCAACAAUAUGAUGAGUCAUAUCGAGGUGGACAACGUGGUAGUGGUCGUGGUGAAUAUCGUCGUUCUAAUCGUGGUUUUCGUCAAGGAGGUCGUUCAAAUGCUGAUCCAAAUGCACUAUCACUUGAUAAUCCAGAUGAUUUUCCCACUCUUCCAAAACAGUAA
This is a messenger RNA of Adineta steineri, 1644 nucleotides long. The record is from the annotation of a GenBank genome assembly. NCBI's taxonomy places the organism in Eukaryota, Metazoa, Rotifera, Eurotatoria, Adinetida, Adinetidae.